AUGCCGUCGGUAAGGAAGCAGACAGUGGCAUCGAAUUCAUCCUUGUCAUCAAUUUUCAAAAUUGAUUCUUCAAAUCAAGAAAAUGCAUUGGUCGCAUCAAGCGAUCAAUCAAAGUCGCAAGAAGAGGAGACAAAACAGGAAGAAGAAAAAACAGAUCAAUCAAGUUCGCCUGCAGACUCGCAAGAAUUAGAUAUAUCCAGUGAUUUGUCUAAUCCCUUAGGAGCCCCCUAUGCCAAAGAUUAUCGUAUUACGGAUAAGAAUCCGAAAAUAAUUGAUCAAAAUUUCGCAGCUUUCGAAAGCGCUCUAACAAAAGUCUGCAUCUAUGACCUAGAUAACCUAUCCAAUAAGGAUGCAUUGCCAUCUACAAGCAAAGCUGGCGCUGAAGAGGCACCGGGACCACUAAGCGAGCUAAAUAAGUAUAUAAGUAAUAAAUCUAAAGUACGUAAAGAAGAGGGUAUACGAGGCUAUGUCGUGGGAUUUCUUCAGUUUUUUGAUUGUCAUUGGAACCUUUUAUUAACUGACGUUGAAGAGUGCUAUAAGCAUCGAAAAUUCAAGUAUGCCGAUCAAAAACUGCCACUGCUGAAGGCUCCGGAAGAUUGCAGCCGCCGCUUACGUGAACUGGGCCUAACGUUGCCUUUGCAGAACGCGAAAAGUUUGAAUCGAAAAACUAUUGAAAUUGAAAGACAUAUACCACAAUUAUUGGUUCGAGGCGAACAUGUAGUUUUGGUGCAACUUGAUAAUGAGCAACCACAAUAA
Molecule: messenger RNA, 756 nt
Organism: Glossina fuscipes
Lineage: Eukaryota; Metazoa; Arthropoda; Insecta; Diptera; Glossinidae
Exons: 3
Coding region: 1-756 (251 amino acids)
Biological process (GO): mRNA 3'-end processing by stem-loop binding and cleavage
Cellular component (GO): U7 snRNP
Molecular function (GO): U7 snRNA binding
Source: RefSeq, a predicted model, not a curated record